CGUCUGUGAGACACUGAUUGAAACGGGAAAUGCGAGAAAAUUCAGGAUAAGAACACCAAAUGAUGGUUACAGUCAAUCACAAAGUUCUUCAAAUCGUCAGAGAGCCAGCAAGUUGAGAAGCAUGAACCCCUACCAACAUAGCUAUUUCUCGAGAGAUGGAGAAUAUUACGCAGAGGUCCGCAGAGAAUAUGACAGAGAGUACUAUGAUCACUCUGACACAAGAGACUGGAAUUCAUCUCGAAACUUUCCCCCUGAACUUUACCCGUCACACCGGGAAUCUGUGUAUUAUGACAGUAGUUAUAGAGGGAGGGGUUACAGUAGAGAAUACAACGAUAGAGGGGACUAUCCAUACAGAAAUAGACCAACUGCACCAGAAUACCACCAAGCACAAAGGGAUUCAGUGUAUUAUGAUGACGAUCGAAGACAAGGAUCGGGACAGUGGAAUUUUUACCAUGAAAGGCGUUAUGACGACAGAGAUUCAGAGAGAGGCUACGGAAACCCCUGGAGAUCAGAAGGAGGCAGGAAUUCGGAGGGACGCUAUGGAAUUCCAGAAAAGGGCAGUAGUAAUUAUAUGGUUCCUGAAAAUGUGAGGGGUAGAGAAAAAAAUGAUUACUACAAUGGAGAAAAACCCAGGGUACCUUACUGGAAAGCAAGUGCUGAAAGAGAGCCAGAUUACAAUAUGUUGGACACAAGAAGUGGACAUAAGCAUCAAAUGAAAGAGGGACAGACUGCCAGAGUUCCCAAGAAAAAGCAAUUAAAUACUGAACCACACCAGAGUUCUAUGAAAGGUUCAUGUGAUAACAGACAGCCAAAAGAAAAGGGACCGAGGUCUUCAGAGGUGAAAGUUUUGUGUGAACAGGAAAUGCCAAGGAUAAAAAAUGUCAAGGAAACCACAAACACUGCAAGGUCAGGAAACAAAGGAGAAGACCAUGAAAGGAAAAAUAAGAAGAUCACAGGAAACGUACAAAACUUGUCAUCAAGUGAAAAUACUCCGAGUAAUUUCUCUAACACUUUACAAAUCAACUGUUCUAGUAAAGUGAAAGGUGAUUCAGGGAAGUUAAUUUCGUGUCACAGGAAGGACUCCCGUGGCCCCAGCCUUCCUCUUAAAGAACAGAAGCAAUCAUCAGAAUCAACUCAAAGAAACAGCACCAGAGAGAAAGAGGGAGUGAAGUGUACAAAAACUAAGAAUACUAAUCCAAAUGAUACACGUCCCAGCAAACCUGGCGGGAAAAAGGGUGAUAACAACAAAAUUUCAGAGAAUGUAAGAAGCAAAUCUUUUACAACAGAUGGAUCAGAGGUAGAAAUGGAGCAUUUGAAAAGACUCUCUGCUCUGACCUUAGCUUCAAAUGAUGAACAAGAUGUUAAUUCCAACGCAACUGCAAGGACUAUGACAAGGGACAAGGACUCAGGUGGUGACUGUGUGAUAUUGAAUCCUGGUGAUAAAAUUCAUUCUAUACAGGAAGUUCCACAAUCUCAGACAGCUGCUGUAGCUUCUCAAGUCAGAGCAGUUGCAGCAAACACAACAGCUAAGAAAUCAGAAACCAGCAGAGAUAAAAUCGCAAGUGGUAAAGGGUUUUGUAGUCAAGAUAACUCAGAUAAGACCUCUGGUCAAGCACUGAAGUGUCAACUGAACACUGCUGUAAAUGAUGUAGAAAUGAAAGAUGACAAUAGUUGUGGUGAAAGUACACAUGAUUCUCAUAUAUCAACCACAGUAGAAAGCGCUGUCUCUAUUAGAAGUAGUCCCAACGGAAGAAAAGGAAAUGGCACAUCAGAGAUGGAAAAUUCUCCUGCAGGGAAGCAGGAGAGUGGUGUAGAUAAUUUGUGUAAGACUACAUCCACAAUGUUACAGCAAACUGGAUCUUUUCAAACAAAAAAUGUUGACAAAGGGAGCAAAGUAGACUAUGUACAAGACAAGACAUACGAUGGACCACACCACAAGUCAGCGGGGAGCUCAGCACAGAUCAAGGGUCAGGUGAAUGCGUCUGAUUCUGCAGAAGGAGGUAAGAGGGCAGAAAAGGUUUCAACAAAGGAAGGGGAGAGUAAACCAGGCCAGAAGGAUAGGCAGAGGAAGGGAAGUGGAGAGAGUCAGCGUUUCUCCACAAAGGAUAGACUGCACAGGGGAGAGGGGAAGAGACGCCACUCUGAGGCAGCUCCACACAGGAGGGAGAGUACUCAACACAGAAGUAGUACAAGUUCCCCAGGGCAGAGAUGUGAAGCAUCUAGAUCCCAGUCUGACUCUUGUCAGGAGAUUACUCCCAAAACUGCGCAAACAUACAGGGAAUAUAAAGAAGCCAAACAGAGGGAGAGAGAGGAACAAGAGAGGAGACAGAAUCGAGUGAAACAGCCCGGGACAGAGAGACAAAAUAGUCAGUCCUCCACCGCUAAACAAGACUCGGCUCAGAACUUGGGUGACUCGGUGACAGACGGCACAAAGAAAAGCGGACAGACGAGUAGUUCUACAUUGUUUGAUAUUACUGAGUCAAAAUUCUGCAUUGUUUAUGGAGCUGAUUUAUCAAGUCCUGAAGACACUGGUGAUAGAUUAAGUGACCUUGACAUAGAUUUAGAUGAAUCAGAUGAUGAAUUGUUAGAGGCUCCAUCCUUCCUAAGAGACAUAGAGAAUGCAAUCACACAACCAGUUCCUGGCACCCCACCACGGAAAAAUCAUGCAUCUCCAGUUCGAAGCAGCCCUGUGUCGAUGACGAGCAACACAUUCAAUUUCACUGGCAAGUUCUCCCUGGACAGCCUCCUGGCAGAACACACAGAUAAACCGGAAGAGCAGCGAGAAUAUGAAGAUAUGCAUGCUGAAUUGAAGGAGUCUGUACGACUAGGAGGAUUUGUGAAAGAUACUCUGGAAAAACAGGAUGAUCAUACUGAACAAAAUUUACUGCCAGAACACCAAGAACAGAUAGAGCAUCUUGAAUUGAAGAAAAGCGUAAUUUCAACGACUUACCCAGGAGAGACAAUAUUUAGUGCUAGCCAUUACAAGCAGCUGUUCACAUCACAGAUUUCUCCCGCCAUGUGUGGGUUUACUCCAGGGGAGUCAUUCAUUGACAAGUUUCUGUCCACUGUACAACCAAAGGAUUAUGGAACACUGCUGUCAUCAGAAGUUCUAGUCAACAGCCUAGAGAAGGUUUCCUGUCCAGAGAUUCUUCUGAGAUGGCUUAUUUUUCUGAUGUCGGUGGACGACAGUCACCUGGUAAUGGAUGGGUGUUACAAGGUGGUAGAGGAGUAUCUUUACUGUCAGAAGGUGUUUCGUGGCGAUCAGGACAACCCUUGGGCACCCCGUAUAGAGGACAUGCUUUCUGUGUUCAUCAACUGUGGAGCAUCUAAAGAGACUCUUUUAUCUGACAAAGCAUUCAGAGACGAUGAUGAAGUACGUGCCCUCGGUGACAAGGUGACAAGGGAAACCAGCCAGCCCCUCCCUCCCCCUAAUGCUGGCAGUCUUAACAGGGAGAAUCUCAGAAUGGUGAUGCAGGUCCUAGCUCUCUCUCUACAGAGGAGACCAAAGUACCCUACAACACACCUGAUGGUGCUGUAUGUAAUGUUAUGUAGAGUAGCCCUGGACAAAUCUCUUAACUGUGGCCUUAUAGAUAUAGAGAUCAAGGCUUGUUUAGGCAGCAUUUUGAACUGUUGGACAGAAUCUGAAUGGAAGACAUGUGUAUUACGGCUGUGUUCAGUGGUACCCAGUCUGACGGAACACCACCACAACAAGGCCUACCUGGCGUCCCUGUGUCCCUAUGGUAAGAGAGGACAAUUCCUACAGAGGAGAAUGUCGUACGUCAUUCUCAGACAGCUGUUUGAUAUGGAGCCGAGUUCUACAGAAAACAUAGAAAACUUCAAGAUACGAGACCUUCACCAGUUUCUGCCACAUCUCCAGAGUCUGGUGAAUGCCGACAUGUACAAAUUGUACAGCUGUAUUACUCUAGUAGACCACAGUGUGGGAAAUAGUCCUAUUACGACCAUACAAAAGGAGAGCCUUCAGUAUUUGUCUGAUCAGAUAAAGAAGAUCUGUGGAGACGCAAGGGAUGAUGUUCGCAUACUGGACAGAAGCAGGGUAAAAAACCAAAUGGUGAUGUUGACAAGCAAAUGGACAUUAAUGUUACUCACAGUGGGAAGCAAACAGAGAAGUAUGUUUUCCUAUGCAAACCGCAAAGCUCCACAAACACUAAAGAUAGAAACAGUUCAAACGAUCCAGUCAGACGAGAGCCAGUCGGAUCAGGAGUCGGAUGUAGAAAUGGAACCCCAGGAAGAGGCGGAUGUACUAAUGGAUCCUCUGGAGGAGGACAAUACAGUCUCCACAGUCAGUCAUUUGUGACUGACACAGCAAUAAGGAGAUGUUUUCUUGCCCAGUGUAUUAUUCUAAUUAACUUUGUUGACACUGUUUAGACAAUAUCUAAAUGAGAUUCAUAGUCUACCCAUUAUAAAAUGUCAUAAAUGUGCCACCUCAUGAUUCUCGUCAUCUAAAGCAUGUACUGUCCAUUCUUUAUUGUAUACGAGUGAUUCAUAAUUGUAUUCAUGUGUCAUUUGUCAGAGGCAUCUCUUGCAAAAUUGAAAGUCCUACUUUAUAUAGGAUUCGAUUCUUCAAAGGAUAUAACAAAUUAAAAUUUAAAUUGA
Messenger RNA from Ostrea edulis (European flat oyster), 4614 nucleotides. RefSeq lists its product as uncharacterized. The record is from RefSeq and is a predicted model, not a curated record. The coding region runs from base 122 to 4315 and encodes 1397 amino acids. The transcript is spliced from 22 exons. Lineage: Eukaryota; Metazoa; Mollusca; Bivalvia; Ostreida; Ostreidae.